This is a messenger RNA of Carlito syrichta (Philippine tarsier), 2757 nucleotides long. It is a transcript of the gene ADAMTS2, whose product is annotated as ADAM metallopeptidase with thrombospondin type 1 motif 2. The transcript has 19 exons. Gene Ontology annotation, biological process: extracellular matrix organization; proteolysis. Gene Ontology annotation, molecular function: zinc ion binding; metalloendopeptidase activity. The annotation marks the transcript as partial. The record is from RefSeq and is a predicted model, not a curated record. Lineage: Eukaryota; Metazoa; Chordata; Mammalia; Primates; Tarsiidae.
GCUGGCCUGAUCCGGAUGGAGGAGGAGGAGUUCUUCAUUGAGCCCGUGGAGAAGGGGCUGGCGGACCGGGAGGCUGUGCAGGGUCGUGUGCACAUGGUGUAUCGUCGGCCGCCCAACCCCGGGCCCUUUCCUCUGGCGGGGGUGCAGGCCCUGGACACAGGGGCCUCCCUGGGCGGCCUGGACAGCCUCAGCCGGGCCCUGGGCGUCCUGGAGGAGCGUGUCAACGGCUCCAGGCGGAGGGCACGCCGGCACGCGGCGGACGACGACUACAACAUCGAGGUGCUGCUGGGCGUGGACGACUCCGUGGUCCAGUUCCACGGGAGGGAGCACGUGCAGAAGUACCUGCUCACGCUCAUGAAUAUUGUCAACGAGAUCUAUCACGACGAGUCCCUGGGCGCCCACAUCAAUGUCGUCCUGGUGCGGAUCAUCCUGCUGAGCUACGGGAAGUCCACGAGCCUCAUCGAGAUCGGGAACCCCUCCCAGAGCCUGGAGAAUGUCUGCCGCUGGGCCUACCUCCAGCAGAAGCCGGACGCGGGCCACGACGAAUACCACGACCACGCCAUCUUCCUCACACGGCAGGACUUUGGGCCCUCGGGCAUGCAAGGCUACGCUCCUGUCACCGGGAUGUGCCACCCUGUCCGCAGCUGCACCCUGAACCAUGAGGACGGCUUCUCCUCGGCAUUUGUGGUGGCCCAUGAGACCGGCCAUGUGCUGGGCAUGGAGCACGACGGGCAGGGCAACCGCUGUGGCGAUGAGGUGCGGCUGGGCAGCAUCAUGGCGCCGCUGGUGCAGGCCGCCUUCCACCGCUUCCACUGGUCCCGCUGCAGCCAGCAGGAGCUGAGCCGCUACCUGCAUUCCUACGACUGCCUGCGGGAUGACCCCUUCGCCCACGACUGGCCGGCACUGCCCCAGCUCCCCGGCCUGCAUUACUCCAUGAACGAGCAGUGCCGCUUCGACUUCGGCCUGGGCUACAUGACGUGCACUGCGUUCCGGACCUUCGACCCCUGCAAGCAGCUGUGGUGCAGCCACCCAGACAACCCUUACUUUUGCAAGACCAAGAAGGGGCCCCCUCUGGAUGGGACGAUGUGUGCGCCGGGCAAGCACUGCUUCAAGGGACACUGCAUCUGGCUGACUCCGGACAUCCUCAAGCGCGACGGCAACUGGGGCUCCUGGAGUCCCUUCGGGUCCUGCUCACGUACCUGUGGCACCGGCGUGAAGUUCAGGACGCGCCAGUGCGACAACCCACACCCGGCGAACGGGGGCCGCACCUGCUCGGGCCUCGCCUAUGACUUCCAGCUCUGCAACCCCCAGGACUGCCCCGACGCCCUGGCCGACUUCCGCGAGGAGCAGUGCCGCCAGUGGGACCUGUACUUCGAGCACGGCGACGCCCAGCACCACUGGCUGCCCCACGAGCACCGGGACGCCAAGGAGAGGUGCCACCUGCACUGUGAGUCCAAGGAGACCGGCGAGGUGGUGUCCAUGAAGCGCAUGGUGCACGACGGGACGCGCUGCUCCUACAAGGACGCCUUCAGCCUCUGCGUGCGUGGGGACUGCAGGAAGGUGGGCUGUGACGGCGUCAUCGGCUCCAGCAAGCAGGAGGACAAGUGCGGCGUGUGCGGCGGAGACAACAGUCACUGCAAGGUGGUCAAGGGCACGUUCACGCGCUCGCCCAAGAAGCACAGCUACAUCAAGAUGUUUGAGAUCCCUGCCGGAGCCAGACACCUGCUUGUCCAGGAGGUGGACUCCACCAGCCACCACCUGGCCGUCAAGAACUUGGAGACAGGCAGCUUCAUCCUGAACGAGGAGAAUGCGGGGGACGCUGCCUCCAAGAGCUUCAUUGCCAUGGGCGUGGAGUGGGAGCACCGGGCCGAGGACGGCCGUGAGACGCUGCAGACCAUGGGCCCCCUCCACGGCGCCAUCGCCGUCCUGGUCGUCCCGAAGGGCGACGCCCGGAUCUCCCUGACCUACAAGUACAUGAUCCACGAGGACUCGCUCCACGUGGACAACAACAACGUGUUAGAGGACGACUCCGUGAGCCACGAGUGGGCCCUGAAGAAGUGGUCUCCCUGCUCCAAGCCCUGCGGUGGAGGGUCCCAGUUCACCAAGUACGGCUGCCGUCGGAGGCUGGACCACAAGAUGGUGCACCGCGGCUUCUGCGCCGCCCUCUCGAAGCCCAAUGCCAUCCGCCGGGCAUGCAACCCCCAGGAGUGCUCCCAGCCCGUGUGGGUCACGGGCGAGUGGGAGCCAUGCAGCCAGAGCUGCGGGCGAACGGGCAUGCAGGUGCGCCCCGUGCGCUGUGUCCAGCCGCUGCACAACAACACCACGCGCUCCGUGCACACCAAACACUGCAACGACGCCCGGCCCGAGAGCCGCCGGGCCUGCAACCGUGAGCUGUGCCCCGGCCGAUGGCGGGCUGGGCCCUGGUCCCAGUGCUCGGUUACCUGCGGCAACGGCACCCAGGAGCGGCCCGUGCUUUGCCGCACGGUGGAUGACAGCUUCGGCAUCUGCCCAGAGGAGCGGCCAGAGACGGCGAGGGUCUGCAGGCUCACGGCCUGUCCCCGGAACGUCUCGGAUCCCUCCAAGAAGAGCUACGUGGUCCAGUGGCUGUCGCGCCCAGACCCCGACGCGCCCAUCCAGAAGGCCCCGUCAAGUAACCGCCCCGCUUAUAACUCUGCCUGUGCCCUGCAGUGCAUGCCCUGUGCCCUGUGGAGCUUGCCAUGGGCCCCCCUGCUCUCUCUCUAUGGAAAGCUCCCUUGA